Messenger RNA from Saitoella complicata NRRL Y-17804, 1169 nucleotides. RefSeq names its product nucleoside hydrolase. Gene Ontology annotation, cellular component: cytosol. The transcript has a single exon. NCBI's taxonomy places the organism in Eukaryota, Fungi, Ascomycota, Saitoellomycetes, Saitoellales, Saitoellaceae. The record is from RefSeq and is a predicted model, not a curated record. The coding region runs from base 42 to 1082 and encodes 346 amino acids. Gene Ontology annotation, molecular function: purine nucleosidase activity. Gene Ontology annotation, biological process: purine nucleoside catabolic process.
GGUGGUUCGAGAAACACUGUGGACGGCGCCCGACGGUCGCGAUGGGCGCGCAUGGUCCGUUGAUCCCUGAGAAGACGUUGGACGCGGCAUACUUCCACGGACUUGAUGGGUUGGGUGGAAUUCACACCAUCGCACCGGAAUUCACGCCGCCUCCAUCGCAUAUUCAUCUAUGGAACCCAACGGACCCGGAAGACAUCAAGGUUGAACAGGCGGAGAAGGACAUGGGCGAAGACUGCGACUUUACGCCCAAUCUCUUCACCCCCGUCCCCACCGCAGCCCACACCCACAUUCUCGAACUCCUCCGCACCUCUGAACCCGAUACAAUCACCAUCGUUGCAAUCGGACCCCUCACCAACAUCGCUCUCGCCGCAAAGGCUGACCCGGAGACUUUCUCGAGAGUGAAAGAGGUGGUGGUGAUGGGCGGCUGUCUUCGCGUUCCUGGAAAUGUGACGCCGGGGGGCGAGUUCAAUGUCUUGGCCGACGCGGAGGCGAGUGCCAUCGUUUACGCACUUACGAGCAAGCAACCACACACCUGUCUCCCACCCCAUCUCCUCCCGCUCUCUCCGCUUCCUAAACCAUUGAAGCUAACACUCUUCCCGCUCGAUAUCACGAAUCAACACAUGAUGCCCUACAAGCGCUUUAAAGAGGAGAUUCAAGAUAAGCAGGGGCCGUUGGGGAAGUGGGUAAAGGGAUUCAUGGAGACGACAUAUAAUACCAUCAAAUCACUCUACACCAUCGACGAACUCGCACGCUUCGGGGAUCGCUGGGGAUUGGAGAUGCACGACCCAUCCUGUAUGUACUACCUCCUGGCUCUUUCCCAAAACCCUCAACUCCCUCAGUGGACCUUCAAGAUCGAAGACUGCCGCGUGGAAACAGAAGGCCACUUCACCCGCGGCGUAUGCGUAGUUGAUGACCGUGGGCGACAGCGGAUCGCGGAGGGGAUUGAGGAUGGUGGGAGUGAUUCUGGGAACUGGUUGGGUUGGGAGGCGGGGACGCGGGUCAGAGUGUGUACGGGGACGAGCGGGGAGGAGGGGUUGGUUGGAGCGCUUUUGGGGGGGUGCUUUGGGGGAUGGGAGUGGUAGGUCUAGCAGGCGUUUGAUAUCGAUGUGGAAUUAGAUGUUGGGAGACUGUGAGGAUGUACGAACUGCUGAGGCCGGUACUCGGUAGUA